Molecule: messenger RNA, 1688 nt
Organism: Sitodiplosis mosellana (orange wheat blossom midge)
Lineage: Eukaryota; Metazoa; Arthropoda; Insecta; Diptera; Cecidomyiidae
Gene: Desi
Exons: 4
Coding region: 471-1586 (371 amino acids)
Source: RefSeq, a predicted model, not a curated record
AAUCAGUCAAAGCAAAAAAAAACUAUCUUCGUAAUGUUACUCAUUCAUUUUUACGGUCGAUGCGCGCUAGGCUAGAAGAAUAAAUUGUCAUUGAGUUUGUUGAAACGUAUGCCUGAAUGUCGCCGCGAAUGCAAAAUGUUGAUUGGCGUCGCAACGCAAACGGUUUUACUCUCAAUCAGUUUUACUUUCAGCACGGGUGUGUGUGUGUGUCUGUGCCGCAGCAAAAGAGCUCAUCGCGGAUGUACUAGUUCAAGAUUUUUUGGCUAUGCAUUCGGCACACGACGGAAUCAUGGAUGGCAUUAUGUGUGUUUAAUAAGCUGAAAUAAUAACGACUAAAUAUACAUUUCUCACUGGUGCACUCGUUUUUUGUGUUGCUAUUUACUCAAUGCCUAUUCAUUGUUGUUAACUCUUGUCGCCUGUACGCGCGUGAACAUAACAGCCGUAAUCAUAUGUUAUGACAUUGCCGUUGUAUGAUGAUUGGCUUUGAGUAUGAAAUUUGCGCACGGCAAGGAAAAAUAAGCAGACAAACAAAUGGGAAACUGAUUAAAUUGAAAAUACGAAAUGAAAAAAAAAACAUUGAGGAAAAAUGCUGCGCUAUUGCUGCAACACUAUUUUCUUUUGUUCAAAUUCUUUUGCCUGUGACAACAGUUUCUUAUAAAAUGGUUGUGAUCGUUGGCAUUUGGUAUCAUUCGUUCGGUGUUCAUCAUCACAGCAAAAUACCUCUCUCGAAAACUGCAAAAUUUCGCAAAGACAAAUUUUCUUUCGACCAAAAAUAUCAAAAUUGUGAACAAGUGAAAAACAGCAACAGCCCAACAAAUAUGGAUAACAUUUUCAAAUUCUGUGGAUUUAUCGCAAUCUGUGCGUUUGUGAUCAGCAGCUGCAGUGCCGUGCCCAAAUACGAAACUGCGAGCAAGAGUUUGACAAAUGGAAAGAGCGCUGGCCAAUGGGAUCGAUCGUACAAGGAAAAUGACACAUAUACAGCACCAACAUCCGAUCGUGUUGAACGCUUGGGAUACUCCACUAAUUAUGGAUCUGUAAACUCAUAUCCACACACCUCUGGCGUUGGCUAUGGAUACAGUCCAAUGAAAAUUGACUUGGGUGGCGUUGUACUCGGUGCUAUCAUUGGAAUCGGUGCACUGUUGAUCAUUCCAAAAGUGGUUGGCAGCUUGAACGGUGGUUAUGGUGGUGGUGGAUACGGAUACAGUGGUAAUUACCGUAGUGUUGACGGUGGUGACCCAACUGGUAUCUCGGAAAUGCUCGCUAAAUUGGAUGACAUUUUGGGCAAAGACAACAUCGAUUCAACCAAUUGCAUGCAACGUGCCGUUUGUACUUAUGUUCGCCAAUCAACCUAUCACCACAAAAUGGGCAGGGCCGAUCAAACCGAUCAAAUUGUUAACGCUCUCUCCGACAACGCACUCGUUGACUUCAUGCUCAAUGGAACCGCUGUCAAACAGGCAUUGGAAAAGGGAAAGGACUUGGACGCAGAUGAUUGUGAUAAAAUAUACAACAGUUGUCCUUUGAAUAAGGAACAAACGUUGCAAAUACUAUCAAAAUUGAUGCCAGGUGCGAGCGCAGCCAGCAAUUAAACAAAUACCCAGAUUUUCAACAAAAUUGAAUUCAUUCACGACCAAAAACAUACUUGUAUAGCGAUAAGAAUUUAUUUCGUUCAAAUAAACAUUUCAUUGAUU